Molecule: messenger RNA, 2390 nt
Organism: Peromyscus leucopus (white-footed mouse)
Lineage: Eukaryota; Metazoa; Chordata; Mammalia; Rodentia; Cricetidae
Gene: Gabrr1
Product: gamma-aminobutyric acid type A receptor subunit rho1
Exons: 10
Coding region: 16-1554 (512 amino acids)
Biological process (GO): nervous system process; monoatomic ion transmembrane transport; signal transduction
Cellular component (GO): neuron projection; membrane; synapse
Molecular function (GO): extracellular ligand-gated monoatomic ion channel activity; GABA-A receptor activity; neurotransmitter receptor activity
Source: RefSeq, a predicted model, not a curated record
GUAAACAUCCUUCUAAUGACAAACAGCAAUGGUGCCUUAGGAGGGGACCGACAGUCUCCCAAACCGGCUCCUUCUCACGGCUCUCGGGAGAACGGUUUGAUUUGGAAAUCUAUGUUGGCCGUCCAGAAUAUGAAAUUUGGCAUCUUCCUUUUGUGGUGGGGAUGGAUUCUGGCCGCUGAGAGCACAGCGCACUGGCCAGGAAGAGAAGUUCAUGAGCCAUCUAGGAAAGGCAGCAGACCUCAGAGACAGAGACGAGGAGCACACGACGAUGCCCACAAGCAAGGCAGCCCAAUUCUGAGACGAAGCUCUGACAUCACCAAGUCACCUCUCACCAAGUCAGAGCAGCUGCUGAGGAUAGAUGACCAUGAUUUCAGCAUGAGGCCUGGCUUCGGAGGCCCGGCCAUUCCCGUGGGUGUGGACGUGCAGGUGGAGAGCCUGGACAGCAUCUCCGAGGUCGACAUGGAUUUCACCAUGACGCUCUAUCUGAGGCAUUACUGGAAGGAUGAGCGGCUGUCUUUCCCGAGCACCAACAAUCUCAGCAUGACAUUUGAUGGCCGGCUCGUAAAGAAGAUCUGGGUUCCCGACAUGUUCUUUGUGCACUCCAAGCGCUCCUUUAUCCACGACACCACGACAGACAAUGUCAUGCUGCGGGUACAGCCCGAUGGGAAAGUGCUGUACAGCCUCAGAGUCACAGUGACGGCGAUGUGCAACAUGGACUUCAGCAGGUUCCCCCUGGACACGCAGACCUGCUCCCUGGAAAUUGAAAGCUAUGCCUACACAGAAGAUGACCUCAUGCUGUACUGGAAAAAAGGCAACGACUCCUUAAAGACAGAUGAGAGGAUCUCCCUCUCCCAGUUCCUCAUUCAAGAAUUCCACACCACUACAAAACUAGCCUUCUACAGCAGUACAGGCUGGUACAACCGUCUGUACAUCAACUUCACUUUACGUCGUCACAUCUUCUUCUUCUUGCUCCAAACCUACUUCCCUGCCACCCUCAUGGUCAUGCUGUCCUGGGUGUCCUUCUGGAUCGACCGCAGAGCUGUGCCUGCCAGAGUCCCCUUAGGCAUCACCACGGUGCUGACCAUGUCCACCAUCAUCACAGGCGUGAACGCCUCCAUGCCCCGAGUGUCCUACAUCAAAGCCGUGGACAUCUACCUCUGGGUCAGCUUUGUGUUCGUGUUCCUCUCGGUGCUGGAGUACGCGGCUGUCAACUACCUGACCACAGUGCAGGAGCGGAAGGAACGGAAGUUUCGAGAGAAGAUCUCCUGCACCUGCGGACUGCCCCAGCCCCGAGCAGUGAUGCUGGACGGCAGCUACAGUGACGGGGAGGUGAAUGACCUGGGGGGCUACAUGCCUGAGAAUGGAGAGAAGCCUGACAGGAUGAUGGUGCAGCUGACCCUGGCCUCUGAGAGGGGCUCUCCCCAGAGGAAAAGCCAGAGAGGCAGCUACGUGAGCAUGAGGAUCAACACGCACGCCAUUGAUAAAUACUCCAGGAUCAUUUUCCCAGCCGCGUACAUCUUAUUCAAUCUGAUAUACUGGUCAAUUUUCUCUUAGAUGCCUGUGAUUCUGUCAAUCUCACCUCCUUCGUGGUUUGUAUGCACUACAGAAAUUGCUGUAAAAUGAAACAGGAUGGUUGAAAAACUAUCUCGGUACCCACCUGGGUUUUCACUGUCUCUUCUUCAGCUGUCCAAAGAUGCACUGACAAGACACCUUUUUUUUUUUUUUUUGCAUUUAUUAUUUUGCAGUCAGCAUUAUACAAGGUGUUGCAGGAAUUUGUCAUGAUAGCCACUGAUAUUAGCUGUCCCCAGGUCCCAGGAAGAGCACAGAGGCCACAUGUGGACAUGCUGCAAUUCAGUGCUGGGGUCCUGGAUGCUUUUCACAGGGAGGGCUUCCUUCAUGGGUGGCACUGUGUUCUUUAGGCUAUGUAGAACUGGGGAGUGCCUGAAUAAAACUUAUUUGCAUGGAGCCCACAUGCACACGAACCCCUUCUGAUGAAAGGCCCUACUUCAGUCUGUCCUUGUGCCUGUUCUGUAUCCCUCAUAGUUAAUGAAAGGUAAUGAUGCUCAUGUUCCAGUCUCUCCCUCCAUCCACUCUGCAUCCUCCACAGUUAAUGAAAGGCAGUGAUGCUCAGGACCUCUCUAACAAAGCUGUAGAUAUUUCCCCUUAUAAGACAUGUUCUUUAGACUGUUGACUUUUCCCUGGUAAAGAAACUUGGAAGAUAGAGGUGUGUGUGUGUGUGUGUGUGCAUUUUGUCUGUUUUUGGAGUGGAGUAAUCUAGAGAACUGUGUUCCUUUUCCUGUUUUCUAGUCACUGUUUUGUGCCUCUCUACCAUGGAGCAGGUGUUUCUUCAAAAUAAAGUGUUUUCUCAGUAGCAUGAUAUCACUGAGGAA